Molecule: messenger RNA, 2369 nt
Organism: Vitrella brassicaformis
Lineage: Eukaryota; Vitrellaceae
Source: the annotation of a GenBank genome assembly
AUGCUCAAAAUCUCUCCGGCGAUCCGUCACGCUGAGCUCGCAGGUUUGCGCCGAGUGCUGAAUGCUCUCGAUCUGUUACACCAGGUAUGCAUAUGCGAGUCGUAUAGGGACGGCGCGAUGCUUUUUCGUCACGGUGCGGCCCUGAGCGAUGGCUGCACAGCCAUUGGCUUCGUCAGAUCUGCUCCUCCUUUCAUCCCAUUUCAGCCCUCCCGCCGGCGCAUCGUGCGGCUCAGCUCUCGGCGCAGCUCGAAUGCCCUGCCAGUGGUGGAUGGAUCGCACCAGGAGGAAACCGCAGAGGCGCUCAUGGAACGCGCCAGACGGCUGCGGUCUGAGGCUUCGGUCAUGGAGGAUGAGAUGCUGCGGCUGCUGACGGACGACAAGGAGGAAGUGGCCGAUGAAGCUGCGGAAGAGCAGAGAUCUGCUGUGGCUGUGGCGGUGGCAGCUGAGCCUGGGGAGCUUGCAAAGGAAAGAGUGAGGGAACAGAAGAGCGCAAGGCGUCUGCGGGCACUUCUCAUGCACUGUGUUGGUUGGUUGCCCCUGCCCCUGUCUGUGUGUCGUGUGUGUCAGGGUGAGAUCUGGGAGGCCCUUACUGAAGCGCUCGCUGAGGAGAGGACCAAAGGCGAGAAGGUCGCCAAGCUGCUAGAGGCGCUGAAGCUCCGCGAUGGGGUCAGCCUGUGGGACGCAGAGUCGGUGCUGUACCGUCCCACGCCGCUGGAGCAACUCAAGAUAUAUCUCAAAAUGAGAGGUGAGGUGAGGAAAACACACAUGGCUGACACGACGUCCUGCACUCACACGCAGGGAUUGUUCGUCUGUGUGUCAGAUGUGUCGAAUCCGGCAAGGGUGCUGGACAUUGAUGGCGGCAGCGCCGUGGACAAGAUCGCUCUCGGGCUGGGAGUGCUCUGCCUCGUCGCCACCGGAGCUGUGUUUCUGGGGGCCCUCAAUGUAGGAAGUGACGUGCACUUCAGAUGACCAAAAGGAGAUGACUGGUCUGUCUGGGUGUGUGUGUGUCCGUGGCGUGGUGUGUGUCAGUGGAUUCCCAAUGACUUUGUGCGAUACUGUGUGAGUCUGGCGCUCAUCUCCCUGCCAUUCACCUACAUGGCGGUGGGCAUCGCGAGACCCAACGACCUGUUCUUCUUUAUCGCUGAGGUAGGUGACUGGCGAGCAACCAAAACCGAUGGAAAGAUAAAGUUGCACGUUCCUCUCUCUCUCUGUGUCUGUGUCUGUGUCUUGUCAGGUUUGGCGGGCGCUGAGCCCAAAGACAGCCGAGAGGCUCUACUAUCAUGAAGCAGUGAGCACACACAGCAUUACGCACCCACACCAUAAGCACGACGCUCCCUGCGUCCAUCCCUCCCUCCCCCAUGCCCUCCCCCAUGCCCUCCCUCCCUCCGACAUGUAGGCGCACUUUCUCGUCGGCUAUCUGCUGGGUCUGCCAAUCAAGAGCUACUCGGCCAACAGCUUCCUCAACCGCGUUGAGUUCUACGACGACAUGGACAUCCUCACCGCCGCAGACCGGCCACCAGAGUCGCUGCGGGACCGCAUACAGGCCGGCUUCGAGGUGCCCGAGGGGGACAGGCCGCGGGAGGCUGACGACGACGACGAGGUCACACUGAGGCGUGAGUUGAGGAGCGGUGAGAGGAGGCCUCGACCUGGAACGGUCGUCAACUUAGAGCGGGCCAAGCGGGCGAUUGUCGUGGCCUCCGCUGGCGUUGCGGGUCGGUGGGCUGGGAACAAACGAGCUGUCUCUUUCUUGGCAAGUUGUGAUUCAUUGGUCGGUGGCCUGCCUCGGUGUGUGGUGUGUGUGAGUUCAGGUGAGUAUUUGUACUGUGAGAGUGCCGAGGGGGGCAGCGCCGACAUCAAGUGGAUCGACGCCGUCCUCAGGAGGUAGUACUGUACACCAACACCUGUCAAUGAGCCUGAGCCUCUGUCUCUAUGUGUCUGUUGUUCUUGCGUGGACGACAGGACGGAUCCCCCGUUGAAGCGUGACGAGCGUCAGGACUAUAUGAGGUGGGGCGUGGUGGAGGCCUACCUCCUACUCGACAAGUACAAAACCACACUGGACGCCCUUGUGGACAGCUUCAGGUACACACACACACACACACACAGAGGCGCAUGGCAGUGAUUUCUGUCUGUGUCUUUCUUUGACCAGGGCUGGCCGGUCCAUUGUCGAGUGCGUGAAGGCGAUCGAGGACAGUGCGUAGUGCCGGUCCAUUGUCGAGUGCGUGAAGGCGAUCGAGGACAGUGCGUAGUGCCAGAUGAGAUGAGAGGAGAUGAAGGCGUUAGGUUGCGUCGGUUCCUGUGCUAAGAUCUGUGUGUUGAUUGACUGAUCGUGUCGUAUGUGUGCGUCGUAUUGUUGACGUGUAAGGGUGGCG